Dentiscutata erythropus is the source of this 323-nucleotide messenger RNA. The record is from the annotation of a GenBank genome assembly. Lineage: Eukaryota; Fungi; Glomeromycota; Glomeromycetes; Diversisporales; Gigasporaceae.
GAGCGCAGAAAGGUUCUAAACUUGGCCAAGUACAAUUAUUGACAUCACUACAACACUUCAUCCAAGAAUCACAACAAUGUCUUCCACAGCAUAUAGCACCAAUGUCACAACACGCCACAUUUGAUCCAUCAUUACAACAUUGUUUGCUAGCGGAACAACAUAUUGUAUUUCCACAACAUUUAGUACCAGCGGGGCAGGGAAGUCAACAUAAUUUUAAAAUUAUUUUGGCGGAAAGCGAUCAUGAACUUAAGAUUAGAAUUUUAGAUGAUGAAAGUGAAUAUAACUCACAGAUUCAAGAUUUAAUAACGAACUUGAUGUGUUAA